Messenger RNA from Porites lobata, 871 nucleotides. The record is from the annotation of a GenBank genome assembly. NCBI's taxonomy places the organism in Eukaryota, Metazoa, Cnidaria, Anthozoa, Scleractinia, Poritidae.
AUGGUAACUCACCAACAACACAAAUCUGCAUUAGAAGCAGAGAUUAUAAGAAGAAUUUCGGCAUUCCAUAAGGAAAUUGAACGAAGAGACCAGUCUAGGGAUGAUGUAAUCCAUUCAGCAUUUCUCUUGUUAUAUUGGCUUGCCAAAGAGGAGGUGGCAAAUAAAAAAUUUGCAGCCCUUCUAGAAAUGAAAGAGCUCCUUGGGCUUUCCAACAUAAAAUUCUUUAACCACAGACCAACAGGUGCUACACGCAAAAUGUUCCUCAUUUUUGGACAGGUAAUUAACAGGUAAUGAGAGAAAACAUUCCACAUGAGAUUGCUAAGCCAACAAACAACAUGAUGACCAAGUCCCCAACAGAGUGGCUUCUUACCAGCAUUUUCUCCUAAAACGCUCCGCAUUGCUGAGGUGUGCUUUUCUUUGCCAGUCAAAAAUGCUUGGCCUGAAAGGGGCGCCUCAGCAAUCAAGCAUAUCAAGACACAGAUGAGAAGCAGAAUCAAAGAUGACAUGCUUGAGGCACUGAUGAAAAUUUCUAAUAACGGUCCAAAUAUAAAAUAAUGAAUGCACCAGUGUUGUGAAGGAGUCAGUCCAACAGUGGUUAAAGGAGAAGCCUAGAAGGAAGCUGGCCAAGAAGACUACAACUGGUUAUCGCAACACCUCUACAGUUUCAAUGAGUGAUGCUGCAGUUGAAGUGGAGAUUUCUAAAACUGAAGAUGAAGAGCCUGAGAAUAUUGAUGACAGCAAAGUAGUUUACAUUGAGGAGGAAGAUCAGCUUCAACUUGAGGUUAAUGCUGCUAUUGCAGUGAUGAAACUACCAGAUGGUGGAGACAGUAACUCAGAGAGAGCUUUUGAGUCGGACAAUGAUUAUGACUAA